GCGAUGGUGGGUCACCUAAACUUGCAAGGGAUGGAUGAGAACUUUGAGACAAAAUGUAAGAACUGGGAACGUUUUUUGGACAGUCCUGACUCUGGGCUCCCUCCAAGCCCGAGUCCACCUUUGUUUGCACUUUCUCCAAGGAUUCCUGAAGGUGAACGAAGCCCAACAAUCUCCAGCGUUAACCCAGCAGCAGCUACAAGGAGCCGGGAGGGCAAACUGAUUCCCUACUUCGUCCUGAAUUCACCCGCAAUGGAUCCAAGGCCCAGGAUGCACCCUGUGUUUUUUGGUGAAAGAAUUGAAGUCAAAUGUGAAUCAGCGCAGGAAAUACGGUGUCACUCGGUCGUGAAUUAUGACUCAGACAAACACUAUCGGGUUUGUGUCUAUUACCAAACAAUGCCAACAGUCACCUCCUACAGUGAGACAGUCAUCACCACUCCCAACUGCACAUGGAGGAAUUAUAAAUCACAGCUGAUCAUUGAACCAAGGCAGAAACCUCUCCGCUUUGAGAGCACAACCAUCAUCUUCCCGAAAUAUGCGAAGAACAUUUACAGAACGACACUGAACUACAACGCUGGGAGUAAUCGGAGACACUUCAUGUCCAGUGUCCAGCUACAGACCGUAGGCAAAGUGAAUCCUUGCCUCAUCUACACCGAGGACCUGUGACCUUUGACCCGCUGGGUUGCCAUAAGCCAAGAGCCUGUUGUU
Messenger RNA from Carcharodon carcharias (great white shark), 705 nucleotides. It is a transcript of the gene rflna, whose product is annotated as refilin A. Bases 4 to 663 code for a protein of 219 amino acids. The record is from RefSeq and is a predicted model, not a curated record. Gene Ontology annotation, biological process: negative regulation of chondrocyte development; negative regulation of bone mineralization involved in bone maturation; actin filament bundle organization. Lineage: Eukaryota; Metazoa; Chordata; Chondrichthyes; Lamniformes; Lamnidae. Gene Ontology annotation, cellular component: actin filament bundle. The transcript is spliced from 3 exons. Gene Ontology annotation, molecular function: filamin binding.